GACGUAAGUAGAUUUCGAACAUCAACAUUUCGAAAUCGCUUCACCGCCUGGUCGUCGUCUAGCUAACAUUGCCCGGUUCAAGUUAAACCCCGUUCGAUUUCAGUCGUCUCUGGUGCAGGUGAAGAACAUUUUUCAGGAUGAGAACGAGACGAAGCACGACCGAAGCUGCUAGCGCGAAUGGCCACAGUAAGCAGAAACGGAAGUACGCUCGUCAGCCAAAGAAUAAACAACACGUCGUAUCGGAAGAUGAUCCGGGAGAGCAAAACCAAGUAAGCGUACCCACCAUUAACCUGGAUUCGCCUGUUGAAUCUGUUGAAGAGGCAACGGCAACCUCCGAAGGGCUUCCGAAGCAGGAACAGGGAAGUCCAAUGGCUAUCCCGAGUUCAGAAGAUGUCGAAAACAAACCAAGGAUAGAUGAGUGUAACCAGCGGGCUGCGGAGUACGAUACGGCUAGCGAUCCCUUGGUUCUGCUUGCCGGAUGCUUGAAUGGCUUAAAGUAUGAAGUGAUUGAUAUUGAAAAUCAGGGAAACAAGCCAAUUGAAGAACGCGAAACGACACUAGCUUCUAAUGAAACGACGCCGAUUUUGAAGGCUCCCGAAGACGUUGCAAAGGAAGUCCCAGCACCACCAUCGAAGGAAGCUAAUCCUGCGCCAACGUGUUCCGUCGCAGUGAAAACAGAAAAUCUUCCUAAUAGCCAAUCGAACAAGAAAGCUUCCUCCUCGUUCAAUGGAGCCUUCAAGCUGUACCGGUUUAUGAUCUGCGAGUGGUUUUACAGCCACAUUGAUCGGCCAUUGUUUGCGGAAGGGUAUAGCAAGAACUUGGAUUUGGGCGUACUGUUAAAACUCCAUUUUCCAUCCCUUUUCACGCGCUCAUUGAAUCGAGCGCAGUGGAACUUUGUCCGCUUGGGACUCCGGAAGGAGAGGCCGGUUCGUCGCUUGUCGCACGCAUUCUUCCUUCAGGAGCGAAUCAAUCUCGAGCGUCGCCGGGAGAAGUUGCGCUUUCUGAUGGAAAAUUCGAUGAUCGAAUAUUUGGACGACGAUAUACCGUCCACCAUCCCGAAACCGAUCGACGCUGGAUGUACGGUCAGGAGCACAUCGUUCGUACCGCACUACGGAUCGUACACAGGGGAGGUGGUUGGCGUGGAAACCGCAGAAGUGCCAUAUUUUCGAAUUCGCUUCAAGAACGAUGACAGUGUCGGUGAGCAACUACUUCCAGACUAUCGGGUAGCGCUGGAACAGUCUUUUCAAAUCGCCGAAGUUUCGGACACAGUUUCAGUUACCUCCAGACACGUCAAACAACUCGCACUGCUGGAAGAAAAUUUGAAUGAAAAAAUCCGUUUGCUACAAACAUUGGAAAACAUUCGGCUUAACAUGGCCGCCCGCCAUCUGCUGGGGACUCUCAACGCGGACCAAAAUCGUGACCAAAUCGAGCGGUACGAUCAGACCGUGCGAAAGCUGCUUCAUCUGAAUCGCACCCUGCUGCAACUGUUAAAACAAGUCACCGCGGACUAUGAGCAGCAGACGGGCGAACCGCUAACAGUAGAAAACGAUGAGGAGAACAUUCCCGUGGUGGACAGAUAUGUUGUCGAGGUGGCCGAUCAGCUGCUUUCGGCGUACGCUCAGCUCGAUAACGUUCAUACUAACCCGGCGGCGGACCAGCUCUGGAAGGACGCGAUGCAGCGUUUACGCAGACGUCCGGAGUAUUUGCACCAGUUCGAGGCGUACCUUGCGUCCAGCGUUGGAACGUUAUUUAAUGCAAUUGCCUUCACCACGACCCAAGAAUUGGGUUAAGUUUCAUCGAUGUGCAAAAGACUUUGUUUCUCGUUGUUGUUAGCGAAUGUAAUAUUAAAAUGCGUUUCCAGUUACCAGU
Molecule: messenger RNA, 1869 nt
Organism: Anopheles stephensi (Asian malaria mosquito)
Lineage: Eukaryota; Metazoa; Arthropoda; Insecta; Diptera; Culicidae
Exons: 2
Coding region: 138-1790 (550 amino acids)
Biological process (GO): regulation of transcription by RNA polymerase II; regulation of cell cycle; DNA-templated transcription
Cellular component (GO): nucleoplasm; transcription repressor complex
Molecular function (GO): DNA binding
Source: RefSeq, a predicted model, not a curated record